Messenger RNA from Penicillium paradoxum, 4965 nucleotides. RefSeq lists its product as uncharacterized. Gene Ontology annotation, molecular function: ABC-type peptide transporter activity; ATP binding; ATP hydrolysis activity. Bases 1 to 4965 code for a protein of 1654 amino acids. Gene Ontology annotation, cellular component: fungal-type vacuole; fungal-type vacuole membrane. Lineage: Eukaryota; Fungi; Ascomycota; Eurotiomycetes; Eurotiales; Aspergillaceae. The record is from RefSeq and is a predicted model, not a curated record. Gene Ontology annotation, biological process: transmembrane transport. The transcript is spliced from 2 exons.
AUGCUGCCGCAAUGCCAGGGCCCCGUCUGGGCCAUUGACGACCUGUCUCGUUGCUUCCAGCGCAACAUCCUCCAAUUUAUACUUCCCCUCACUGUCUGCGGCACCUCGCUGCUGAUAGUUCUAAUUCGCCUCGCCCAUCGAUAUGCCCUCACCCGAAAAGAUGUCGCAUACAAGAUCCUCCCGAACGAUGAUUCCGAAGAUGAAGUCCCCAAUGCGACGCAGGGAAAUGAGUCCGAUGCGAUGCUAUCCCAGGCUGUACAACAGGAACAGUCCCAGGUUGAGGUCGAUCGCCCGCGUGGGGAAAUUACAGUUGUGUUACUUGAAAUUACAGCUCUGAUUGGACAGGUUGCGCUCUAUAUUUUCAUUUUGUCGACCCACGCUUGGGGUCGACAUGGCACACUCCCUGCCGUGGCGGGCCUUGUAUCGUGGGGCUAUAUCCUUUUCUUGGUGCUGGUCCGGUUCCUUCUAUCAACCCUGAAUCUUUUCUCCGCCCCGAGACUAUGGAAUCAUACCGCCGCUCUAUACGGCUUCCAAUGGCUGUUCAACAUCAUGGUUUUCCGAUCCGCCAUUAUUCACCCAUUGUCCCAGCGCGCUAUGAUUCUCAGCAGCGUUCAGUUCACUCUGAGCACGGUCCUGCUGCUUAUUGCACUGACGACUCGAAGAGGCAACAAGCCAGUUUUGGUGGAGCGUGAGGAUGGCUUGGCGCCCCCAACGCACCCCACGGCCAGCUUGCUGUCUCUUGCGACAUUUGCCUGGCUCGAUCCUCUGGUUAUGAAGGGUUAUCGCCAGCCAUUGGAGCUUGAGGAUGUUUGGAACUUGACUCCGUCCCAGAAGGCCGCAAAUGUUCUUGCAGACUUCCGCAAGAGACAAAUGAAGGGGUCUCUGGCAUGGAAGCUGCUUCGAUUUUUCAUGGGGACGAUUCUUAAGCAAGGUGCUUGGACAGUCUUCGCCAAUCUCUUCGUCUUCAUGCCUAGUCUACUUCUCAAGGCUAUUCUCGAGUAUGUCGAAGACCCUCGGUCGACUACCCCUAAUGCUGCUUGGUUGUUCGCCAUUCUACUUUUCUGCUGCGCCACGGUCCAAGGUGUGGCAGACGGACAAUCUUUGUACAUUGGUCGUAAGAUGGGUGUGAAAAUCCGUGCGAUUAUCAUUGGUGAAAUUUAUGCCAAAGCUCUGCGCCGCAAGGCAGGCGCUUCAGUUGAGGCUGCUAAGAAGUCUGUGGAAGAGCCAAUCUUGCCUAAGGAUAAGAAAAAGAGGAUUUUCUCCUUCGGUCGUAAGAAGAAGGCUGCGAAUGGAAGUGAUACCGAGGCUGGAACCAAGCCAGACACCAAAGCAGAGGAACCCACGCAAGCAAAUGUUGGCACUAUCAUCAACUUAAUGGCAAUCGAUUCAUUUAAGGUGAGCGAAGUUGGCGCCUAUCUUCACUUCCUGUGGGCUAGUGUCCCAGUUCAAAUCAUAAUGGCAGUCACAUUGCUAUAUCACAUCAUGGGUUUCAGUUCAUUUGCUGGCAUCGCCUUGAUGGCCCUCAUGUUGCCUGUCAAUCUUGUCAUUGCCCGCCAGUUCAACAAGGUUCAGAACCAGAUCUUAAAAGGCACCGAUGCUCGUAUUCACGCCACCAACGAAGUCCUUCAAAACAUUCGCAUCAUCAAAUACUUUGCUUGGGAACAGCGAUUCCAGGAUAUUGUCGGUGAGAAGCGCAAGACUGAACUCAAAGCACUGCGCAAGCGAUACAUCCUUUGGUCCUCGGCCGCAACCGUCUGGUACGGCACACCUAUUCUCAUCACCUUCAUGUCUUUCUUCUUGUACACGGUGGUCGAGAAAAAGCAGUUGACUCCUUCCAUUGCUUUCCCAGCACUGUCCAUGUUCUCUUUGCUGCGUGUGCCCCUGGAUCAGCUCGCGGAUAUGGUGGCUCACGUUCAAGAAUGCAAGGUUUCUCUGGAUCGUGUAGACAAAUACCUCAAUGAAGAGGAAACCGGCAAAUAUGAGCAACUGUGCGAUAGCACGACCGCGGGAACUCCCUCCAAGAUUGGCCUCGAAGGGGCAACCUUAUCUUGGGGCAACGUGAAGCCCGAAGAUCAAGAGAGCGGAUCCGAUGCUGCCCUGGACGCUUUCCGUUUGAUCAACGUCGACGUCGAGUUCCUUGUUGGAAAGCUCAACAUCAUUGCUGGUGCUACUGGCUCUGGAAAGACGUCUUUACUUAUGGCUUUGCUUGGAGAAAUGCAACUUAUCGAGGGUCGUGUCCACCUUCCCGGCGGGGUUUCCAGUAGGGCAGAGCUCCCAGUGGAUCCUGAAACCGGCUUGAUUGACAGUGUUGCUUACUGUGCUCAAGAGGCAUGGUUGGUUAAUGAUACAGUGAAAGAAAAUAUUAUCUUCGCCUCUCCCUAUGACGAGCGUCGCUACCGCGCAGUGCUAAAAGCAUGCGCUCUGGAACGCGAUCUUGCCAUUCUCGAUGCUGGUGAUCAAACUCUGGUUGGAGAAAAGGGCAUCAGUUUGUCUGGUGGUCAGAAGCAGAGAAUCUCUCUUGCGCGCGCUAUCUACAGCAGUGGUCGCCACUUGCUGUUGGAUGACUGUCUCUCAGCUGUUGACUCCCACACCGCCAAGCACAUCUUCCGUCAGGCUCUUACCGGACCCCUUAUGUUUAACCGCACUUGCAUUUUGGUGACCCACAACGUUGCUCUGACGGUUCCCCAGGCGGACCACGUUGUGGUGCUUGAGAACGGUAGAGUAUCCGCUCAGGGCCGCCCCGAUGAUGUCGCCGCUACCGGUGCAUUGGGUGAUGAGUUCCUUAAAUCUCGGCCCGCUUCCCGGGCUAGCUCCCGUGGAUUGUCCCGUGCCCCGUCGGAUCACGAAUCAGAGGAUGAAGAUUUGAACGGAACAGCGAACGGCAAAGCCCAGGAAGACAAGGCCAAGCUAUCCGAGUCCAAGGCUACUGGUAGCAUCAAGUGGUCGACCGUCAGCAUGUAUCUUCGUGCUAUGGGGCCGUGGUACUACUGGAUCGGAGCUGUUCUGGUAUUCUGCUUGCAACAAUUGGGCUCUGUUUCCACCAAUAUCUGGAUUAGACAAUGGGCAAACUCUUACCACACCUCUAAGGUUGGUACCGAGGAUGCCGGGCAAUACGCCGCUGUAGCACAUCUCAAGCCCCCCACAUUCAAUGUUGGAAGUGUCGGGCGCGUGAGCAGCUGGAGUCUUCCUCAGCUGGGCGCGGCUUCUACUCCUAGCGAGACCGAUGGUGAAGUGAACGUGGGUUAUUACUUGGGUGUAUAUGCACUCCUCGGAUUCCUCUACAUCGCAAUUUCUCUGUCUCGGGAAGCAGUCCUAUUCUGGGGCUCACUUCAUGCAUCAUGGAAGAUUCAUGAUCGUCUUCUGAAGGCAGUCAUGCAUGCGAAGUUCCGUUUCUUCGACUCCACCCCUCUUGGACAAUUGAUGAACCGCUUCUCCAAGGAUGUCGAGUCGGUCGAUCAGGAGGUCGCUCCAGUUGCCAUCGGCAUGCUUCACAGUUUGGCGUCUGUCAUUAUGAUUGUUAUCUUGAUCUCAUGGAUCACGCCAGGUUUCUUGAUUGCCGGUGUAUUCAUCACCCUGGUGUACACUGCCCUCGGUGCGGUCUAUCUGAACUCCUCCCGAGACCUCAAGCGUCUGGAAUCCGUGCAACGCAGUCCGCUGUACCAGCAGUUCGGUGAGACCUUGAACGGCAUCGUCACCAUCCGUGCCUACGGCGAUGGUCCCCGCUUCAUGGUAGACAACCACCGCCGCAUCAACGCGUACAACCGGCCACACAUCUAUCUUUGGGCUAGCAACCGCUGGCUCGCUCUUCGUGUUGACUGGACCGGUGCUUUGGUCUCAUUCUUCUCGGCUACUUUCGUGUUGCUGAAUGUUGGAACUAUCGAUGCAGGUGCCGCUGGUCUGUCGUUGACUUACGCCGUCACAUUCACAGAGAACGUCCUCUGGCUUGUUCGUCUCUACUCUGAGGUUCAGCAGAACAUGAACUCGGUCGAGCGAGUAAGGGAGUACCUUGAGGUGGAUCAGGAAGCAGCUUCUGUGAUCGAAGAAUCUCGACCUGCGGCCGAUUGGCCAAGCCAAGGUGCGGUCGAGUUCAGUGGCUACAGCACGCGCUAUCGACCCGAUCUGGAUCCGGUUCUCAAGGAAGUUUCGUUCUCCGUGAAGCCUGGUGAGAAGGUCGGCAUUGUUGGCCGCACUGGUGCUGGCAAAAGUUCACUCGCGCUCGCUCUCUUCCGUGGUCUUGAAGCCGAGAAGGGUCAGAUCACCAUUGACGGCGUCGACAUCGGGUCAAUUGGACUGCGAGAUCUGCGCGAGUCUAUCACCAUUGUCCCCCAGGACCCGACCCUGUUCACAGGAAGCCUGCGCAGCAACCUGGAUCCAUUCGGUCUCUUUAGCGAUGAGCAGAUCUUCACAGCCCUCCGCCGUGUGCACCUAAUUGGAAACAAUACCUCAGGUUCCGCCACACCAGCAACCUCAGUCACUCUCACUGCCAUGGAUACAAAUGACAACGCCAACGAGGUGAACGGCAGCGCAAUGACAGUCAUUGACAACAAAAACAUCUUCCACAACCUCGACAGCCUAGUCUCAGAGUCCGGUUCCAAUCUCUCUCAAGGUCAACGCCAGCUGCUCUGUCUCGCGCGCGCUCUGCUCAAGAACCCCCGCGUCUUGAUGAUGGAUGAAGCAACCGCGUCCAUUGAUUAUGCUACCGACGCCAAGAUCCAAGAGACUCUCCGCGAACUGCAAAAUAGCACAAUCAUCACCAUCGCGCACCGUCUGCAGACCAUCAUCGACUACGACAAGGUCCUUGUCCUCGACCACGGCCGGGUGAUUGAAUACGACCACCCCUGGACCCUCAUCAACAAAGAAGAGGGCGUUUUCCGCAGCAUGUGCGAUAACAGCGGCAACAUGGAUGUCCUUCUAGACGGAGCCCAGCGCGCUUGGACUCAGAGCCGUCUUGUUGAUGACUCCUAG